Armigeres subalbatus is the source of this 2318-nucleotide messenger RNA. RefSeq names its product zinc finger protein 91-like. Gene Ontology annotation, biological process: regulation of transcription by RNA polymerase II. Gene Ontology annotation, molecular function: zinc ion binding; RNA polymerase II transcription regulatory region sequence-specific DNA binding; DNA-binding transcription factor activity, RNA polymerase II-specific. The record is from RefSeq and is a predicted model, not a curated record. Bases 44 to 2269 code for a protein of 741 amino acids. The transcript is spliced from 6 exons. Gene Ontology annotation, cellular component: nucleus. Lineage: Eukaryota; Metazoa; Arthropoda; Insecta; Diptera; Culicidae.
GUUUUGUUUUGGUUUGGCACAUUGGGUGCCUUGUGCAACAAAAAUGAACGAGAAUCUCGCAGAUUGUUUAACUUGCCAGAGGAAAACUGAUAAUUUUCUUCGGAUUUUAGACGCAACUAACGUCGAGGAUAUCGGUGCAAUACUGUCGACUCAUUUCUGGUUCCAGGCGAACCAGUAUGAUAAUCGAAUCCUAUGUACAAGCUGCUGGGAGAAGAUUGAAGACUUUCAUAAGUUUUACUGCGAUGUGGAACAGCUAUGGGGUCGUGAUGGAAAGGAAAUUAAAACAGAACAGUUAUUCAAUGAAGAUGAACAACAGCAAAAACUGUUUGCUUGUGAGCUAAUUAAGGAAAUAGAAACCAGAAAAGAGGAUAGGUUUGAUAUAAGCAGCGAUGUUGAUUUCGACGAUAAGUUAAGUGACUAUAUAUCGGAUACUAAUAAACCAGAAGAUUGUACAACCGAGAAUAUAAUAGAUAGUGAGAUCAGAGAAGAAUCCAAUAUCGAUGAUAAUUCCGAAGAAGAUUCUACCCUUCCCAUAGCAAGGAGAUGUAGGUCUUUCAAACGGAAUGUGGCCACUUUUUCAUCUAGUGAACCAAUACGGAAGCAGCGUAAAAUCAACUCCCAGCGCAAGACGAAUAUCGAACGAAAUGAAUUUAUUUUGAAAAACGUGGACCUUCGAUGUAAUCGUUGUGAGCACCGAUCGACGACGCUUUCGCGACUAUUUCUGCAUUACAGGCGAAAUCAUGAUAUGCAAGGAUAUGUCAUAUGCUGUGAUCGCAAAUUUCAGAAGAAGUCAACGUUGUUUGACCAUUUAUGCAGGCACGAAUCUAACGACAAUGAAAAAGAUGAAUCUCCUCCAUUCCAGUGUGAACGUUGUGAACCCGUGCGACUAUUCAAAGAUGAAGAGGGUCUACAGUUGCACAAAGUGGUUUGUCACUCGGAAGAGUCGGAGAGAAAGUUCAAGUGCAAUCAGUGUGAGAAAGCCUUCGCUAGCGACUGGCAGCUCUCUGGCCACAAAAAUUGGCACCAGAAUGUCGAGAGCCUAAAUAUUUACUGUGAUAAAUGUAACAAAUAUUUCAAUUCAGUUCGUACCCUAAAUACGCACGUUCGAGCGCACCAUGCAGAAUCUGCAAAUGCUUUACCAUCGCAUAUUUCUUCUAUGUCUGCGAAUGGUAUGGCAAUGAUUUCAUCAGACUCUAAUGUUCCUAAUCCGAUUGUUGCUAGCGUAGAUCGAUCGCUUUCGACGAAUACACAUAUUUCCGAAAAUUGCAUGCAUCUUCAAACAACUUCAACUUCAUCGAAAAAAGUUUUAAAAACUACGGAAGAAUUGGCCCAACAAGAUGAACUGAUUCGGAAAUUCUGCACCCUCAUAUGCGAAAAGUGUGAAUUCGUUGGGGAAAACUACUAUCAAUUGGAGAAACAUUACAAAAGCGAACAUAAAAUGCGCGGCUAUGCCAUCUGUUGCGGAAGAAAAUUUUGCAAGAAACGAAGACUGUUCGAACACUGUCAACGUCACGUCAAUCCGGAUAUGUUCCGUUGUGAGUUAUGCAGCAAAUCAUUUACCGAGAGCGAUGGUCUGGAGAAACACAACAAAUGGGUCCACACGCCGGACUCGCAGAAACCCUUCAAGUGUGAGAUCUGCGACGCCGCAUUCUACAAGGACUACUUACUGCGGAACCACAUGAAGUACCACAUAUCUAUGGAGCAGAAAAUUUUCAACUGCAAAGAUUGUGAUAAAUCCUUUGGAACGGCCGUACUUUUGCGAGCUCAUCAGCAGAACAUCCACGGUGCCGCAUCCAGCUGGGUGUGCGAUAUCUGCGCCAAAGGUUUUGUCCACAAGUCGCUUCUGGAGACACAUCGGCUCUCGCACACGGAAGAAGGAGCCGCGAGUUUGAAGAAGCAAUGUGAACACUGCAAAAAAUGGCUCAAGAAUAAAGACACUUACGUGAAUCAUCUGAAGCGUUGCUUGGCCGGAGGUCCUGUGACGUGCGACGUUUGUGGAAAGGAAGCCGUGAACGAGUUGGCUUUAGCCAGCCACAAAAGGUUCAACCAUGAGGAACGGCCAGCGUUCGCGUGCAGUUACUGUGGCAAGCAGUUCAAACGCGUUUUGCGAUUGAAGGAACACGAGGCCAACCAUAGGGGCGAGGUUCUGUACUCCUGCCCGUACUGUCCUCGUACAUGUAAUUCCAGUUCAAAUAUGUAUACCCACAAAAAAGUGGCCCACCCCGAGUUGUGGGCGGCGAAGGUGGCAGAUCGAUUCUAUAAACGAUAGAAUGGGUUUUUAUGAUAUUAAAAUGUGACAGCUGGGAGUGUAUCCGAUU